GCUAGAGCGUGACGGUAACACUUCGUCUUCAAGGACUAGGGCGACUGGAGCGCGCGACCCUUCCUCCGGAGCGCGACGCAAAACCGGCCGGGCUUGCAGACUUGACCUUCCACGUCCUUGUACUUUCAGAAACUUCUCUUCCAGAGUUCAUUCUCGCAGAGCCCAGACUCUUGCUUUGCAUCCACGAUGAGCAACAUGACCCAGAAUCUACGGGAAAUAAUGAAGGUUAUGUUCAAAGUUCCCGGUUUUGAUAGAGUUUUGGAAAAGGUGACACUUGUCUCUGCUGCUCCUGGAAAACUAAUCUGUGAAAUGAAGGUGGAAGAGCAGCAUACUAAUAAGUUUGGAACGCUCCACGGAGGCAUGACAGCAACCCUAGUGGACAGCAUAUCCACCAUCGCUCUAAUGUGCACAGAAAGAGGAGCACCCGGAGUCAGUGUUGACAUGAACAUAACGUACAUGUCACCUGCUAGGAUUGGAGAAGAAAUAGUGAUCACAGCACAUAUUCUGAAGCAAGGAAAGACGCUUGCAUUUGCCUCAGUGGAUCUAACCAACAAGACCACGGGAAAACUAAUAGCACAAGGCAGACAUACAAAACACCUGGGAAGCUGAGAACAGCUGGAUGACCCGAAAAAGCCCAACAAUGCUAAGUAUGGUUUGUGAACAACUUUCUGAAAUAAAUUUAUCAAAAGCAG
Arvicanthis niloticus (Nile rat) is the source of this 692-nucleotide messenger RNA. RefSeq names its product acyl-CoA thioesterase 13 (gene Acot13). The record is from RefSeq and is a predicted model, not a curated record. Gene Ontology annotation, molecular function: fatty acyl-CoA hydrolase activity. Lineage: Eukaryota; Metazoa; Chordata; Mammalia; Rodentia; Muridae.